GCGCACCCCGCCGCCGAGGGCUGUGGCUUCAGGGCCCCGCGGGAGCCCCGGCACAAACCUGCGUAAAGCGCGCGUGCCCACCCGGGCGGAUGUUCGGUGGGUGGCGAGUGCUGGCCCAGGGUCUGCGGAGGCGCUAGGGGGCCCCGGGCCUGGGGACACAGCGGCUCUAGAGGCUGGGAGAUACACUCCAGAGUUCACAUUUACCAGUCAAGAAAAGCUGAAAAUGAGCAGCCGACGGAAGCGGGCUCCUCCGGUGAGAGUAGAUGAAGAAAAGCAGCAGCAGCUUUGCUGGAAUAUGCAUGAGGACAGAAGGAACGAACCUCUCACCCCAACCGAGCACGAUCACCCCUGCCAAGGUUCAGACUCCUCUUCCCAGUGCCUCAUUCUAGAUGACAGUCUACAGGAAGAAGUGGCUCACAUUGAUAAGAAGAGGUGUGCAGAGGUGGUGGGCAUCUCAAAAUCACUUAGUAAAGAAGAAACUGGUAGCAUUUUACCCCCUUUGACUGUAAAGCUGAAUAUUGUGAUUUCUCCCCAUCACUUUGAUAGUUCUUGGAAAGCAUUUCUAGGAGAAUUAACUCUUCAGCUUCUUCCUGAACAGAGUUUAAUUGAAAAUAUUUCUGAAAGGAGUUUCACUCUGAUGAGUUCAGAGUCAAGCAAUAAGUUUCUGAUCUAUGUUCAUUCAGAAGGGGAAGAUGUAGAGAAACAAGAAAAAGGACUCAAAGAGCCAAUCAGUAUUUGUGACAAAGGUAUUGAAGUGGAAUCAUCCUUCAGUGGUGAAAUGUUAGAAGAUUUGGGGUGGCUGCAAAAGAAGAGAAGAAUAAAACUUUGCCAAAAGCCAGAAGGCAGCCACAUUAUCAAGGUUGGAAUUUAUCUUUUGGAAGGUGGCCUAGCAAAACUAGAUUUUAUGAGUGAUGCAAAUUCAAGAAUGAAAAAGUUCAAUCAACUUAUGAAGAGAGUAAUGGAAAAAUUAUACAAUUUUAUUAUUCCAGAUGUGUCGGAAGAGGAUGAGGAAGAUUCAGAGAGUGAGCCAGAAGGACAGGACGUUGAAGAGCUCUAUCACUUUGUGAAGCAGACGCACCAGCAAGAAACACAGCCCGUCCAUGUGGACGUCCAGCACCCUGCACUGAAUCCUGUGCUGAGACCAUACCAGAGAGAGGCAGUUAGCUGGAUGCUGCAGCAAGAGCAAUUCAAGAGCGUUCCUGCUAGUGAAAAUGCCCUGCACUUCUUAUGGCGAGAGAUUGUUACAUCUGAGGGUUUGAAACUCUACUACAAUCCAUACACAGGCUGCAUCAUCCGUGAGUACCCAAAUGCUGGGCCACAGUUGCUUGGUGGAAUCUUAGCAGAUGAAAUGGGUCUUGGAAAGACAGUGGAGGUUUUGGCUCUGAUUCUGACACAUACUCGACAAGAUGUCAAACAAGAUUCUCUCACUCUUCCUGAGGGAAAGGUGGUGAAUUAUUUCAUUCCAUCACAUUGUUCUGGAGGAAAAGUGAAAAACACAGAAACUCAGAAUAUGGAAUUUGAACCAAAAGAAAAAGUUCAGUGCCCUCCUACACGUGUGAUGAUCCUGACAGCCGUGAAAGAAAUGAAUGGGAAAAAAGGAGUUUCGAUUCUUUCCAUCUAUAAGUAUGUCAGUUCGAUAUAUAGAUAUGAUGUUCAGCGGAACAGGAGUCUUCUGAAACGGAUGCUGAAAUGUUUAAUUUUUGAAGGUCUUGUGAAGCAGAUCAAAGGCCACGGUUUUUCUGGGACUUUUACUUUGGGGAAGAACUACAAGGAAGAAGAUAUAUAUGAUAAAACAAAAAAACAGGCAGUGGGGAGUCCAAGAAAAAUUCAGAGAGAAUUAAGAAAAUCAGAGAACAAGGACACUGAUUCUGAAUACUUGCCGUCAAAUACCUCGGAUGAUGAUGAUGAUCCUUAUUACUAUUAUUAUAAGGCGAGAAAAAAUCGUAUUAAAUUGAGGAAAAAGCUUAGUCCAUCCUCAAAAAAGGGAAAAAGCCAACCUAACAUCAGUCUCCAUUCACAAGAUCACUGUCCAGCUACCAGUAACUCUGGAAUCACUGACAUCGCCACAUCUGAAAGUGUACAUGUCUUCGAUGUCAAGCAAGAGCAUGCAGCAGAGGACCAGGCUGUAUCUCUAAACCCUGCUGGUACUGAGGUACCACAUUGUAACAUGAGCCCUUAUGAUUCCUCUGAUUACCGGUUUGAGUGUAUAUGUGGUGAACUUGACCAGAUUGACCGUAAGGCUCGUGUUCAGUGCUUGAAAUGCCACCUGUGGCAGCAUGCAAAAUGUGUAAAUUAUGAAGAGAAGAAUCUGACAAUUAAACCUUUUUACUGCCCCCACUGCCUUGUUGCAAUGGAGCCAGUAUCAACAAGAGCAACUCUGAUUAUCUCCCCCAGCUCCAUCUGUCAUCAGUGGGUGGAUGAAAUCAACAGGCAUGUGAGGUCAUCAUCUCUUCGUGUCUUGGUAUAUCAAGGAGUGAAGAAAGAUGGCUUUUUACAGCCUCAUUUUUUAGCAGAACAGGAUAUAGUUAUCAUUACUUACGAUGUCCUUCGUUCAGAACUAAAUUACGUAGAUAUCCCACAUAGCAAUAGUGAGGACGGACGUCGCUUACGGAACCAGAAGCGCUACAUGGCCAUUCCCAGCCCUUUGGUUGCUGUGGAGUGGUGGAGAAUCUGCCUGGAUGAAGCUCAGAUGGUUGAAUGUCCUGCAGUGAAAGCUGCAGAAAUGGCUCAGCGCUUGAGUGGAAUCAAUCGCUGGUGUAUCAGCGGCACUCCAGUGCAGAGAGGACUGGAGGAUCUUUUCGGUUUAGUGGUCUUUCUUGGUAUCGAACCUUACUGUGUGAAACAUUGGUGGGUUCGACUUCUCUAUCGCCCUUACUGCAAGAGGAAUCCUCAGCACCUCUAUAGUUUUAUUGCCAAGAUACUGUGGAGGUCUGCAAAGAAGGAUGUAAUUGAUCAAAUUCAGAUACCCCCUCAGACAGAAGAAAUUCACUGGCUGCACUUUUCUCCAGUGGAGAGACAUUUUUAUCACCGUCAGCAUGAGGUGUGCUGCCAGGACGCAGUAGUCAAACUCAGGAAAAUUUCGGAUUGGGCCCUGAAACUCAGCAGCCUGGACAGAAGGACUGUCACCUCCAUCUUGUAUCCGUUGCUGAGGCUCAGGCAGGCCUGCUGCCACCCACAGGCUGUUCGUGGCGAGUUCUUGCCACUCCAGAAAAGCACCAUGACCAUGGAAGAGCUGCUGACAUCGUUACAAAAGAAAUGUGGAACUGAAUGUGAAGAAGCACAUCGGCAAUUAGUUUGUGCUCUCAAUGGCUUAGCAGGCAUCCACAUCAUUAAAGGGGAGUAUGCCUUGGCAGCAGAACUAUACAGAGAAGUGUUGCGUUCAUCUGAGGAACACAAAGAAAAACUCAAAACUGAUUCACUUCAAAGACUUCAUGCUACCCAUAACUUGAUGGAAUUAUUGGUAGCUAAGCAUCCAGGAAUACCUCCUACCUUGAGAGAUAGCAGACUUGAGGAAGAGGCCAAGCAACUGCGAGAGCAUUAUAUGAGCAAGUGUAAUACGGAAGUUGCUGAAGCACAGCAAGCGCUACAGCCUGUGCAGCAGACCAUCCGUGAACUGCAAAGAAAGAUUCAUUCUAAUUCGCCUUGGUGGCUGAAUGUGAUCCACAGAGCAAUAGAAUUUGCUAUUGAGGAGGAGCUCGUUCAGCGGGUGCGAAAUGAAAUAACCUGCAACUACAAGCAACAAACUGACAAACUUUCUAUGUCAGAAAAGUUCCGGGACUGCAGAGGUCUUCAGUUCUUACUUACAACACAAAUGGAAGAUCUAAAUAAAUUCCAGAAGCUAUUAAGAGCAGCUGUAAAAAACCUGGAGGGACCUCCAUCUCGGAAUGUUAUUGAGUCUGCAACAAUUUGCCACCUCCGGCCAGCCAGACUUCCACUCAACUGCUGUGUCUUUUGUAAGGCUGAUGAAUUAUUCACAGAGUAUGAAUCGAAGUUAUUUUCUCAAACAGUCAAAGGCCAGACUGCAAUAUUUGAGGAGAUGAUAGAAGAUGAAGAAGGGCUAGUUGAUGAUCGAAUUCCUACCACAAGCCGGGGUCUGUGGGCUAUAAGUGAGACUGAGCGAUCAAUGAAAGCUAUCCUAUCAUUUGCAAAAUCCCAUAGAUUUGAUGCUGAAUUCAUUGAUGAAGGAAGUGCUUCCAUGGAUCUCUUUGAAGCAUGGAAGAAGGAAUAUAAGUUGCUUCAUGAAUAUUGGAUGGCUCUGAGGAACCGUGUAUCUGCUGUUGAUGAACUUGCAAUGGCUACAGAACGACUAAGAGUACGUCAUCCUAAGGAGCCAAAGCCCAAUCCACCCGUUCUUCAUAUCAUUGAACCACAUGAGGUAGAACAAAAUCGCAUAAAACUGCUAAAUGACAAAGCCGUUGCUACAUCACAGCUUCAGAAAAAACUUGGGCAGCUUCUUUACCUAACUAAUUUGGAAAAGUCUCAAGAUAAAACGUCAGGAGGUAUUAACCCAGAACCUUGUCCAAUCUGUGCUCGGCAACUGGGAAAACAGUGGGCAGUACUGACAUGUGGUCACUGUUUCUGUAAUGAAUGCAUUUCAAUUAUUAUCGAACAAUACAGCGUGGGGUCUCACAGAAGCUCCAUCAAGUGUGCCAUCUGCCGCCAGACCACAUCUCACAAAGAAAUAUCAUAUGUCUUCACCUCAGAGAAAGCCAGCCAAGAAGAGGACAUCCCUGUGAAGGGACCGCAAAGGGUCACAGGUGGCAUAGAUGGUUAAGAAGGGCUGCUGACCCUUAGAAGAAAGCAGACAUCCCAGUAUGAGGAGCAAGUCAGGAAGAACUGCUGUGUCAGGCUUCGUGCAGUGAGGUUUAGGAAGUGAUUGCUUUAGCUACCAGUAAGCAGCACAGCCUCUAUGAAACUGAGUCACUGAGUCCAUCAAACCCAAACACCUGUUCAUUUUAUGGCAGCUUUCCUAGAUCCCCAGGACAGUUACAUUUGAUGUCCUCUGGGGACAGAGAAAUCAUUGUACAAAAACUGUUGAUUAUACUCUGACUUCUUCCUGUCUUUUAUGGAUAUUGAUGAGCACAAGAAUAAAUUGAAGCAUCUUAAAAAAAUUAUGAUUACAGUAUUUGUUGAAGUUCUCUUGUCAGUGAUGCAUAUAUAGUUGCAUAUCCUUUUUAUUAAACUGUGUCUGAAUAUUGCACCUAUUAUGCAAGCAGGUUUUUUCCCUCUUCCACAUUCUCACAUUGCUUCUUGCCACAUUUGCUUUUGCUUCUCGCUCCCUUUUCUGUCACCAUUUUAUGUCUGCCACUUCUGCCUUCUGCUGCCUGUCCCCUUUUCUGACUUCUGUCACAUUUCUACCCGACUGUCUGCCACCUUCCUGAAACAUCUGCUUGUUGUUUUCUCAGACUCACUGUACUCCUUUGACUCUCUGAAACAGUCCUCCUGAAUGGGCAUCAUCCAUCUUGGAGUUGAGGGCAUGGUCAUGUAUAAGAUAAAGAUGUCUCCAUGUCAACAUUUAAGGCAUUAUUUUGUAAUUUUAGAAAUAUUACACAGGCAUUUCCUAAAUCAAGGAAUUUUUUUCCUUUUAUUGUUGAUUGUCAAAUUUCUGCAUUUUACUAAACAAUCCUGAGAAGUAAUUUUUAUUUUAUUAAAGGGCUUAUAGUAUCUGAAAGGUUUAUUUCACUCUUAAGCUUUCAUGCCCAGACUCUUAAACAUAGCAAACAGUAUAAUAUAUAUUAGACAUCCUACUUAAUCAUCUAACUGACCUUAUAUUCUUGGAGACUAUAAAAAUAGUACCACGUAGUACAAGGUAUUGUUUUUCUAAUGGCAUCAUUUGGAGAUAGGAGAUUUUACAGUAUAAGGAAUCCUAUUGAUGGACCACAGAAAUAAAAUAAAUAUUGAAAUCACCAGUGUUUCUUUUAGUGGAUGUAGUUAAGAUAAAGACUGUAUCUACCCUACCAGCACUGUGGACAGUAUUCCUAAAUGACCCUUGGAACCUACUGAUCAUUUCACAAAGUACACAAAAUUCCCCUUGCAAGUUCUGACAACUGCCAGGCCUUUUGGAUGGUGAAGUAGGCCUCCUGGCAGAACAUAUGCCCCACGUGGCCUGUUCCCUGUGUCUUAAGUUUGGCUAGGUUUCAUCCACAGCAUUUUUACCAGUGGAAACCCUGACCCUAUAAUGGACAAAGUUCUUAUGUCAUAAGAAGAUCUAACCAGGAGAAAAUAUAGAUGAAAUAGCUACAGUAAAACUGCACCCUCCGCUCCCAUCCAACACACAUGCAUAACGGCUUCAUCUUCUCAAACUUUUCAGUGUCUAAUACUUGGACUACUUUUUAAAAUAAAGACUUUUUCAAACCCCCAUUCCUGUGAAUUUCAAUUCAUUAUAUCUGGGAUCUGGUCCAGGAAUCUGCAUUUUUAACAAACAAAUCUGUUGUUAAUAGGAAUAUACAGACUUUUUGUAGAGGGAAAACAAACUAUUUCUACAUUCAAACUCCUAAAGAAGCCCGGCAAUACCAGGCUGUGUCUAAAUCUAUUGUGUGUGGAAUCAGUUAUUUCUCUUUCAAUUUUUUUCAAAAUUUUGUUGAAUUAGUUCAGAGGUGCCUUGUGAAGUCUGUCUUAUACUUUCUAAAUAUAAUUAAAAUAAACAUCUGAGUGGAAAAACUGAUUGCAAAAUUCUGAGUGAGAUUAAAAUAAGUAUAAAAUAAUGUGAUAAACCCGCAAGUGAUUAAAUUUACUUCUCUAAAUAUUUUUAUGUAAAAUUCCUACAUAAACAUUUAACAGGUAAAAUUAGAAUGCAAUUACAUCUUUUUAUUAGAGCAUAUCAUGAGUAAAUGUAUUUACAAUUGAUAAAAAACAAUUCUGUUCCCUAGCCCCGACAGCACUUGUAGUUGUGAGUUGCUCGUCUCCUAUUAAAGUGAGCAAUAGCUUGCAAUAAAUUGAAUAUGCAACAGAAUUCUAAGACGUAAACUAUAAUUUAUCUUUAUGAAAUUACCUUUAUGAAAAAGCUCUACCUUGUGGAAUGUAAAUAUCAUUAGAAUGUAAGAAGGACAUUGCUCAUGAGGUGGGGACUUUAUUCACUUUUGUAUCGGAGCAUCUAAAACAAUGCCUGACAUGUAAGAGGUACUCAUAGGUGAGUGGAUGGAUGGCUGAUGGAUGUAUGGUAGGGUGGAUGGAUGGAGGGAUAGAUCGAUUGAUGGACAAACAGAUAAACAGUUGUAAAAGCCUUUGGGUCCAAACAAAUUUUUGUUGCAUACUUUUUUUUUUUUUUUUUGCAAUUACUAACUUAUCUAUUUGAAAUCAUUAUACAGAGUUUUACAAGAGUAGGAUACUAUUUUUGUGGCCUAAUGUACUUUUAUUUCCCACUUGCCUAGGUAGAGUUUCCAUUGAACUUAUUCAAGUGACAUGUGAGUGCUUGAAGAACCCAGCAUCUGCCCUGGGCAUACACUUUAAAAAUAUUCCUACUUCAUGAGACCAAUGAUAAAAGCUGAAUAACUGCACUAAAUUAUAUCUGUCACUACCAACAUGGGUUUUUAGAAUGGUGAACAGGUGCAGACAGAAAUAAAAAAAUGUUAACUGAUAUUACUCAGCCGAAACUACUAUGGGCAGCACAGACACAUUCAGAGGGCUAGCUUUAUUUCAACAGGGAAAGUCCAGAAUAAAGUAAUGCAAGUCAGAAAAUACCAAGACAGGAAAUAACUUUUUCUAUACGGAAAGGAAGCAUUCCAGUUAUUUGCAAGUUACAAACUCAAAGUAACCUAGAGAAUAGUCAUACUUCAUUAACACCUCGCACAGGCAUAGUUUGCUAUCCACAUUUCUUCAUUCUUCUCUCUUUUGCUUUUUUCUGUCAUCCUUUCCAAACUUAUCUACCCUUUCCACUUUGUUUUUCUGUUUUAACAAAUUAAUAUUUCUUUUCUAUAAUAGUGAUCACAUUGACUAGUCUUCAGAAGCUGGUAGAAUUGAGCCCAAGUUUGUUUAUAUAUAUUUUUAUAGAAACAAUCAAAAGAUCAUACACAUAUACAGUGCUUAUUAAGAUGAUACAAAAAACCAUUCAUCUGAAUUGCUUCUAGUCCAAACUAGCUGUUUAAAUCAUCCUUUUUUUGUUUUAUAUUUUGCAGCUUGCAGUGACAUGUAUGUAUUUGGGAGAAAGAGAAUGUUAUCUUUUCAUCUUUGUAUAUCCACUGCCUGAUGUAGUUCUUGUUACUUAGGUGAACAUUAAGUUUUUAUUGAGUGAAUAAGUGAGUGAUUUCAGUAACUCAACAUGAACUUACUUGAAAUGUUAAUGGAACUUGAGUGAAAUGCAGAAGAAUGUCUACCCUAUAUCUUUGUUCACUUUUACCGGCUCUGCUUUUUAGACCAACCAUGGUCUUUUUAUUAUUUUGGGACUCUUGCUUUUCAUUUGCAAGUACAAAAGCACAAGUUGAAAAGAGAAAAAAAAAUAUGAAUAGGGGCCUAAUGUGGUAGGAAUCUGUUUUUCCAAAGACUAAAGCUUUAUUUACUCUAUAAAUUAAGCUCACAGAGUUUACUGACUUUGUUAAUCAUGCCUAUAACUACUGAUGGAUAAACGAAGACAUAAGUGCUCAGCAACCUAGUGAGAUGGCACAGCCCUCCAAUUGCUGACUUCUUCUGAGAUGGGUUCCAGGGAUUUCAUCGCAAUACCUAACACAGAGCCACCUCCAGCCUGCUUUCUGUUAGACAGAUCCCCAUGUCUUUCAUGAUCUCUUGUUGAAUGUCUGGCUUUUGUAAGAGAAAGCUAGAGAUUAAUUCAAGAUUUGAUUUGAUCAUAGUGAAUGAAAAAACACAUCAAACUUUUAAAUUAUUAUCAAACAUCUUUUAUUUUGUUUAUUCAUUAGUUUUACGCAGUAUGUUUAGGAUCAAGAAACCUAAAUGUAAAUGUGAAUUUUGUUCAUUAAAUAAACGGAUUGGAGUGUAUUCAGUUUACCAAGGACUAUGCUCAGGACAGGAUUUCACAUUCCUUUCAAAGAGCAUGAUCGUUUCAUGAUCUCUGCAGCUCUUCAGAAAUAACCAGACACUUCUGAGAAUGACACUAUAUACCAACAACUGUUUUCAGAGCACUGCCUGCGAGGAAAAUAUGUACUGUUUUUGCUGGGAGGAAAUUAUGGACUGUACCAUAAUAUUUAACAUAAAGUAAUCCCAUAGCCAACACAAAGUUAUUACAAAGUAGGUACUAAGAAGGUGUUUUAAAUACUGUCAUCACUAAUAAUUAUGUAAAAAAAUAAUUAUGUAAUGUUAAAUAACAAGUUACCUCAAGAUUUAAUCAUUUUCAUAUAAUAAAAAUUACUUCUCACAA
Talpa occidentalis (Iberian mole) is the source of this 9307-nucleotide messenger RNA. It is a transcript of the gene SHPRH, whose product is annotated as SNF2 histone linker PHD RING helicase. Gene Ontology annotation, biological process: nucleosome assembly; DNA damage response; protein polyubiquitination. Gene Ontology annotation, cellular component: nucleus; nucleosome. The record is from RefSeq and is a predicted model, not a curated record. The transcript has 26 exons. Bases 224 to 4774 code for a protein of 1516 amino acids. Gene Ontology annotation, molecular function: DNA binding; ubiquitin protein ligase activity; structural constituent of chromatin. NCBI's taxonomy places the organism in Eukaryota, Metazoa, Chordata, Mammalia, Eulipotyphla, Talpidae.